Molecule: messenger RNA, 1653 nt
Organism: Saccharomycopsis crataegensis
Lineage: Eukaryota; Fungi; Ascomycota; Saccharomycetes; Ascoideales; Saccharomycopsidaceae
Exons: 1
Coding region: 1-1653 (550 amino acids)
Source: RefSeq, a predicted model, not a curated record
AUGAAGCGAGGCUUCUUCUUGAUAUUUUGUCUUUGGCUUAUCACUAUUGCUUCUGCCUUACACCACAUCCCUAUAACGGAAGCACCUGUUGCCACUGAUAUCGCGAAACGUGAGUCCGCGGAGGAGAAAUCUGAAAAAUCCGCUUCAAAGGCCUCUGAAGCUUCAAUUAAGUCUGUCUCCAAGGCUUCAAAGGCUUCUGUUAAAUCUGCUUCAAAAGCCUCGAAGUCUGCUGCGUCUAUUGCUUCAAAAGCAUUCGAGUCUGCCUCAAAAGCAGCAAAAGCAGCCUCAAUUUCCGCUUCUAAGGCUUCGCAAUCCUUAGCUAAAGCUUCGUCAAAAUCUUCAGUCAAUUCUGUAAAGUAUGCCUCCAAAGUUUCUGUCAAUUCUGUCAAAUCUGCCUCCAAAGCCUCCGCUAGUGCUUCCAAAGCCAGAGUUAAGGCAAGUGAAUCAAUGUCCAAGAAUAUUGCCUCUAAGUCUAAAGUUUAUGCUUCAAUGGAAAAAAAAGUCACAAGGACAGCCUCAGCAGUUGUUGACCAAUCAGAAAUCACCACUGAUUCUGCAUAUGUUGACAUUUAUGAUUGUGGAACAGAUUUUUCAGAUAUUACCAGCCCAGCCCAGAUCUCCAAAGCUAAAUAUGGGUGCCGCUAUUCUGCUUGGGUUGGAUACUAUUUAAAUCAAGGUCAGGCUGCAUUAACAAACUUAACUUACCUUAUGAACGAAUAUUCAACCUACGAGGAGAACUAUAAGGCUUAUAUUAAAGCAAUUCAAAAUAGUAUUAUGUCAGACUUUGGUGAAUGGUUACACGAGGACAGUUAUAAAAACUUGAAUUACUAUAAAUGCAAAAAUUCUCGAUCCACUACUUCAUGUAUACAUGAAAAUAUUGUUGGCAAAGCAAGUAUUUGCACAGGUGGAACCUUCCUGAACAUGCAUAUUCCAGAUUCCCAAAAAGCUGCAGCAGCUGCUAGUUUAUCCACUUAUUACAACGCUACAAUUAAGGCAAGCGAUUUGACUUUGAUGGAUAGUUCUACGACCUUCCAAUUGGCUGAAAAUGUAUUGGCAUGCAAGUUUACUGCCAAAAAUAUGACGUUGCCUAGUGCAGCAUUACUUGACAACGACCCAAUCGCGAGUUUUACCUGGGACAACUUGACCAAUCUUGCGUCUUUAUUAGCGACAGCCAAAGGUUCUGUUGGAAAAGUUAGUCCUAUUGAUUUGAUUGACUUUUUGACACCAGUUCCAGUGUUUACCAAUAUGGCUCAAAGAGCAAUGUAUAUUGAUGCACAGGGUGCCGAGCAAAUUAAAAUAGAAAAGGAAGAGCGAAAAUUGGCAAUUCUCAAUAUAAUUUUCACUAUUGUCGGGGUCGCUGCAAUUUUUGCUGACGGACUUGCAGCGGUCGCUCUUGAUUCGGUAUUAGCAGGUGUACAAGUUUUGGCAACUUGGUCGAUUACUGGCGAAGUUCUGCCUGUAGAUAUUAUAUCUACUAUCGCUGGAGCAGUGGGAGGCAUUUUUUCUGCAAUAAAACUAGGACGUAACUUUAGCGAGGUGGUCAAUACCUUGCGGUUUUCUGCGACCAGUGAUUUGACCAAACAAAUGCUUAAAAUGCCUGACUAUCAAGAAUGUGUACAAGCGGCUUAUGGAGUGGCCAUGUCGACUCUGUAA